Lethenteron reissneri (Far Eastern brook lamprey) is the source of this 2228-nucleotide messenger RNA. RefSeq names its product dual specificity protein phosphatase 22-B-like. NCBI's taxonomy places the organism in Eukaryota, Metazoa, Chordata, Hyperoartia, Petromyzontiformes, Petromyzontidae. Gene Ontology annotation, cellular component: cytosol. Gene Ontology annotation, molecular function: protein tyrosine phosphatase activity. Gene Ontology annotation, biological process: signal transduction; protein dephosphorylation. The record is from RefSeq and is a predicted model, not a curated record.
GAAGGAAGCGGUAGCCGUGGGCACAGCGGUACAGUGUGUACAGUGCGCUGCGCGUGAGCGAGUGGUGAUCUCGAAGCCUGCGUCGUUUCGCCUUGUUCGUAACAACUUUUAAAACAACCGCCUCCUCCAUCCAUCCCUCCCUCCUUCCAUCCCACCGAAGAGCUACCCAGGCGCCGUGUUUACAAAGACGACCACCACAAUCAUCACCACCACCAUCACCACCAUCAUCACCCCCACCACCACCAUCACCACCAACACCACCACCAUCCCCACCACCACCAUCACCCCCACCAUCACCAUCACCACCACCAUCACCACCACCACCCCCACCAUCACCACAACCAUCAACACCAUCAUCACCAUCACCCCCAUCACCACCACCACCCCCACCAUCACCACCACCACCCCCACCACCAUCACCCCCACCACCAUCACCACCAUCACCACCCCCACCACCAACACCACCAUCACCCCCAUCACCACCCCCACCAUCACCAUCACCACCCCCAUCACCACCAUCACCCCCAUCACCAUCACCACCCCCAUCAUCACCAUCACCACCCUCACCAACAUCACCACCACUCGCCGAUUUGCUGUUCCGUUUAAACCGUCCCAAAGGCGUCGCGUGCGAUGGGGAACGGCAUGAACAAGGUGUUGGAAGGCUUGUACCUGGGCAACAUUAAAGAUUCCGCCGACUUGAAGCAGCUGCGGGAUCACAACAUCAGCCACAUCCUGUCGGUGCACGACGCGGCCAGGGAGGCUCUGGAGGAAAUGACCUACCUCUGCAUCCAAGUGUCCGACACGCCUUCGCAGAACCUGACGCAGCAUUUUAAAGAUUGCAUCCAGUUCAUCCACAAGUGCCGCUUGGAAAAGAAGGGCUGCCUUGUUCACUGCCUGGCGGGCGUGUCCCGGAGCGUCACCAUGGUGGUGGCCUACAUCAUGACGGUGACGUCGCUGGGCUGGGAGGAGGCCCUGGUGGCGGUGAAGACGGCCAGGACCUGCGCCAACCCCAACCUCGGCUUCCAGCAGCAGCUGCAGAUGUUCCAGAACGAGCAGCUCACGGAGACGCGCCAGUGGCUGCGCGCGGAGUUUGGGGAGCCGUCCCCGGACGACGAGUUGGAGGCCCGCGCUCUCCUCGCGCGGCACGAGCAGCAGCAGGAGCACCGCGACACCCGGGACGGGGCACACUGGCCGCCGAGGGGGCAGCCGUCGUACUCCCUGCACCACCUCGGCUCCUCCUCGCAGCCAGACAGCGACGGCUUCCGCUAGCGGGGCCGGUGGGGCGGGCGAGGUGGGGUGCGGAUGGGGGGGGUUUGACGCGCGUGUGUCUGUCCCUGUGGGUGUGUGUGUGGGUGGGUGGAUCUGUGUGUGGGUGGAUCUGUGUGUGGGUGUGGAUCCGUGUGUGGGUCCGUGUGGGUGGGUCUGUCUCUGCGUCCGUGUGGGUCCCUGUGGGUUCCUGUGGGCCGUGUGUGCGUCCGUGUGGGUCUGUGUGGACGUUCGUGUGGGUUCGUGUGAGUCCGUGUGGGUGGGUCCGUGUGAACGUCCGUGUGGGUCCGUGUGGGUCCGUGUGGGUGGGUCUGUGUGGGUCCGUGUGGACGUCCGUGUGGGUCCGUGUGUGCGUCCGUGUGGGUCCGUGUGGACGUUUGUGUGGGUCCGUGUGGGUCCGUAUGGGUAGGUCUGUGUGGACGUUUGUGUGGGUCCGUGUGGGUCCGUGUGGGUGGGUCUGUGUGGGUCCGUGUGGACGUCCGUGUGGGUCCGUGUGGGUGGGUCUGUGUGGGUCCGUGUGGACGUCCGUGUGGGUCCGUAUGGGUGGGUCUGUGUGGACGUUUGUGUGGGUCCGUGUGGGUGGGUAUGUAUGGACGUCCGUGUGGGUCCGUGUGGGUCCGUGUGGUGGGUCUGUCUGUGGGUUCCUGUGGGUUCCUCUGGGCCGUGUGUGGGUCUGCGUGGGUGCCUGUUGGUUCGUGUGGGUCCGUGUGGGUCCGUGUGGGUCCGUGUGGGUGGGUCUGUCUGUGGGUUCCUGUGGGUUCCUCUGGGUCGUGUGUGGGUCCGCGUGGGUGCCUGUUGGUUCGUGUGGGUCCCUGUGGUUCCGUGUGUGCGUGGUUCCGUGUGUGUCCCCUACCCCUGCCGUGCUACCCACUCCCUACUUAACCCCCUGUUCGGUUUCGAUUUAAAGCUUUCGUGACUGCAGGGAUUCAUCUUCUUGGUUCUAUCGGUAAAGUCACGUAGAA